AAACGCCGUUUUUUAGUGACUGACUUUGUAAUUAGUUACUUCAAAUGGACACUCAGACGAUACAACAACAAUAAACCCCCCUCCAUCCUCCUUACGUCCAUUGCAUCUUCUCCUCUCGCCCAUGAGUCGCCAUGCCCAUCCAACUCCGCCCGCGCUUGAACUGUCACUAUUGCGGCCAUCGGUCGAAAUCCGGAAAGGCUCCAGGCCAGAAGUUCAAGUGUGACAACUGCCUGGCUGUCAACUUCUUCGAUGAGAAUGGGGAAAUCGCUGAUGUUCCCAUUGACGUGGCCGCCCCUCCUCAGCGGUUCGCCCAGCCCGCAUUUCGAGAUCCCCUUGCGGACGACUAUGCCGCCCAGGAUUCCAUCUUCUGUUCCACAUGCCUGAAGAAUCAACAUCUCUACACAUACAACCUGUCUCAAUUUCUUCCUGACCCUGAUCACCCCGAAUAUGCUCGAUACGAGGCCGACUUUCCUGCCUUUAAGAAAGAGCUGGAGAAGAGAUAUCCACAAUGCUGUAUCCAGUGUGAGCCAAAAGUGCGUCGUCAAUUGCAACAGGCAACCUAUAACGCUAGGACCGAUCAUGUGCGAAGAGUAUUGGACAAAUCUCGUCAACGAAGAAUUGCAAGCCGUCUCGGAUGGAGGAGUCUACUCGUCAGCGCUGCUGGCUGUGGUUAUGGCAUCAGUCUUGCCACCCAGGUUGUCUGGCAUCUGUAUGGCUCUCAGGUUCAAUGGAUCCCAGGCGAACUUGGACUCAAUACUGCUUCCUGCCUCAAGCACGGGACAUGGAGCCUGGUAUGCUUCGAACAGACUGAGUCUAUAGCCAACUUAUCUCUCAUUUUAGGCCUACUCUGUAUCUGGUGGAAUCCAAAGUGGCAACAUAAAAUUUCGAACAACGAAGGUCGCUUGAUUGGACUGCAGCGGUAUUAUCUCAUCCAGCUUGCCAUCCUCUUUCUCAGAUUUGCAGCUUUAGCCUUGCUUCACCAUAUUCCGUUCACCGAGAUCGCUGCCUCUGCCCUGCAUGCCGUUUUCGCCAUCUCUAUGGCAGUCGCUGGGCUUUGGUCCACGUUCAGAAUAAUCACAGUUCGUCUAACCCAGCCGAUCGACUGGCAUCAAGACCCUGCUGCCUUGCUUACCUCUGGCCAAUUCAUACCCCCUCCCACCAAAACACAGCAGCAACAACUUGAAACCAGUGGAGAGAGAGCGUUCAAUAUAAACUCUCUAUCAUCAGUCUCCGCCCAACCUUACGAAGCCUGGAAACCGCCCUCUCCCCCAGACACCGGAGACUCUAUGGAUUGGACUCCGACCCAGCCAACAUUCAGUCCUGCGCCAAAACCGGUACGUGUAGCUCCAAGCGGUCCUUCUCCCUUCUUCGGCAAACUGCCAGCACUGAAAGCCAGGGGCAUUCGAACCACUCCGGGUCAGCAGAUGGAACCAAAGGAGGCCAUUGGUCUCCCUCCAGGAUUUUUUGAUAAAAAGCCAUCGUCCGCUCUUUCCCCUCGAGGUCCACAACCUCCAAGUGAUGCAUUCGCGCAACCCAAGUUCUUUGGCCUUCAGGGUCAGGCUGAUACUGGCCUGGAGAAGAUAUUUGAUUCGGUGUUUUCUCUGAGAGAUAGCAGCGUCGAGGACCGAAUGAUGAGCGGACAUAAAUCUUCUCAGGCAACAACCCUACAAGAGUCCACAGUCACAGAGCAGGCAGUGGGCUCUCAAGGUACCUCUUCGGGAGCUUCCAUAUUUAGUGGAAUCUCCUUUUUUGUCAUCUUGGUCGCCGUCACCGUGUGGCUAUUCGAGACCUCACUGAAGCCAACCGGUUCCGAUAUGGGGUUCUAUAUCACUAUUUUUAGUGCAGCCAUCCCUGUUGGUCACCUUCUCCACGACCUGGUGACAGGCCGGUUCCCGGGACAAGUCGCUCGACCGCUUGUCUUUGUAGCUGAAGCAGUGGCUCUGAUUUGCCUCGCCGUUGCAAGAGAUCAUUUUGGAGGCGCUUUUCGGGACCUGUGGAACAAGCUUGCCAUCGGGCUGGUGGCCCUUUUACUGCCCCAUGAAUUUGUUCAGAUGCAUUCGGCAGAACUCACGUCUCGGCCUCCGACUAAAAUCACACCGCCAACGAAGGUAACCGAACCGGCCCCCGUUCGAGAACCAGAACUUCAUCACGACAUGGUAUCACCGUACCAAGAUCUCCAAUUCCAACCAUCUUUACAUUGUAUUCCACCACAGACUCCACUAUACUCUUCGCCCACGAGGCCACAUGUCCGGGCCUCCCAGCCCCGUCGAGACUCCGAUGAAUCCACGACCAGUAGGACGUCGACGUCAACAGCUUCCUCGGUUGCGCCAUGGGAAACGCCUCAAUCUAGCCGGUACGGCGACUCGCAACAGAUUCAUAUGCCCAGGAACUCGAAUAGCGUAUCAACAGAGUUACGGGGCCUGUCUUUGGGCGAUGACGGUUCUUCCCGGCGUAACAAUCGAGGGUCCUGGCGGGCUUCUGAUUCAAUGUCGUCAGGAGCCAAUGUCGCGGGGCUGAGGUCGAGACGAAGAUGAAGGAGAUGAAUGUUUGAUAUUGCAUAGCAUGAAGUGGGGUGGCAUAUUUACAAUCAGCAUCACUUUUCAUCAUAGACCGUUGCUGUGAUGCUUCUGUUUGGAUAGAACGAAGCUAUGCAUAUCACAAGGAUGGAAAGUAUGACGAGAUGACAUAAAUAAAAUAGGAAGCGUGAGCGACUGUCAUGCAG
Exophiala mesophila is the source of this 2722-nucleotide messenger RNA. RefSeq lists its product as uncharacterized. Lineage: Eukaryota; Fungi; Ascomycota; Eurotiomycetes; Chaetothyriales; Herpotrichiellaceae. The coding region runs from base 132 to 2534 and encodes 800 amino acids. The record is from RefSeq and is a predicted model, not a curated record. The transcript has a single exon. Gene Ontology annotation, cellular component: microtubule organizing center attachment site; mitotic spindle pole body; chromosome, centromeric core domain. Gene Ontology annotation, biological process: nuclear inner membrane organization.